This is a messenger RNA of Cynocephalus volans (Philippine flying lemur), 917 nucleotides long. It is a transcript of the gene TMEM14A, whose product is annotated as transmembrane protein 14A. The transcript has 5 exons. Gene Ontology annotation, biological process: regulation of heme biosynthetic process. Lineage: Eukaryota; Metazoa; Chordata; Mammalia; Dermoptera; Cynocephalidae. The coding region runs from base 154 to 453 and encodes 99 amino acids. Gene Ontology annotation, cellular component: mitochondrial membrane. The record is from RefSeq and is a predicted model, not a curated record.
GGGCAGGAGCGGCCCCGCUCGGCGCGAAAGCAGGACGCAGGGUCGGAGAGCACUUCCGCGCUUUAGGUGCCUCCGGAGCCGGCCGCUGGCCCCCCGACUUCUCGCUUUUCAGCCGCGUGGAGGGCUCGGGGCCGCAGAAUUGCAACCUCACCAAUGGACCUGAUUGGGUUUGGUUACGCAGCCCUCGUGACAUUUGGAAGCAUUUUGGGAUAUAAGCGGAAAGGUGGUGUGCUAUCUUUGAUUGCUGGUCUUUUUGUUGGAUUUUUGGCUGGCUAUGGAGCUUACCGGGUCUCCAAUGACAAACGAGAUGUAAAACUGUCACUGUUUACAGCUUUCUUCCUAGCCACCAUAAUGGGUGUGAGAUUUAAGAGAUCCAAGAAAAUAAUGCCUGCUGGGCUGGUAGCAGGUUUAAGCCUCAUGAUGAUCCUGAGACUUGUUUUAUUGCUGCUGUAAGCAUCUGGAGGAGCUGAAAACUAAAUUCAUGUCAUUCAACUGUAAGGGGCAGAGCGUACUCUUUGUAUUUAAGAGAUAAAUUUCAAUAUAGAAUAUCAGAUGUCUUAUUUUAUGUUAGAAACAAAAAUAACACUGUUACCUCUAAUAUGAACACUGGUUUGAGGUGUUUUCUUUUUUCACACAGAAACUUUAACUGUUUUCUAAUUGUCAAGCACUGUUUUCAUGAAAGGUGUUUAAUGAAUCAUGAUAUACUAUUGCAUUUGCUGUGUCUAUUUUUAUAUAUGUGAUUUCUUUUUUUUUUUUUUUUUUUGAGAAUUCCAAAUACUCAUGAUUUGAUUAAGUUUAAAUUAAACUACAACUUAUCAGAUAAGGGAAUUCCUUACUGGACUUCACAGAAUGCUAAUGUAUCUAUUUGUCAUUUAUGUUAUAUUAGAAAUUAUAUUUUUUCCAUUUUAAUUGUAUUG